AUGGCCUGGACCCCGCUCCUCCUGGGCCUCCUGGCUCACUGCACAGGUUCUGUAUCUUCCUAUGAGCUGAAUCAGCCACCUUCAUUUUCUGUGAGACCAGGAGGGGAGGCCAAGAUGACCUGUGCGGGAAACAACAUUGGAGGAAAAACUGCUUACUGGUACCAGCAGAAGCCAGGCCAGGCCCCUGUGCUCGUCAUAUAUAACAGCAACCGGCCCUCGGGGAUCCCUGACCGCUUCUCUGGCUCCAACUCUGGCAACCUGGCCACCCUGACCAUCAGGGGAGUCCAGGCUGAGGAUGAGGCCGACUAUUACUGUGCAGCAGCUGGUACCAUUGACGGCACCUGGCAGUGCGUGUUCGGCGGUGGAACCAAGCUGACUGUCCUAGGUCAGCCCACGGCUACACCCUCAGUCACUCUCUUCCCGCCCUCCUCUGAGGAGAUCACUAAUGCCAAAAAGGCCACACUGGUGUGUCUGAUGAACGACUUCUAUCCCGGCUCUGUGACGGUGACCUGGAAGGCAGAUGGCAACGACAUCACUCAGGGUGUGGAGACCACCAAGCCAUCCAAACAGAGCAACAACAAGUAUGCGGCCAGCAGCUACCUGAGCUUGACGCCCGCCAAGUGGCAAUCUCACCGUGAGAUCACCUGCCAGGUCAAGCACGAAGGCACAACCGUGGAGAAGACAGUGGGCCCUUCAGAGUGUUCUUAGACCUUUGGGAAAACCCACCCAAGGGCACCUUCCUCACCCACACGCCCUACUUCCCAUAAUUCUACCCGAACCCCUGAUAUACCUUCCCCGGGUCAGCUCAGACCUUGUGGGUUCCUUUCCCUGUAACUAUUGCUUCUCAAUAAAGAGCUAAUCAUUUAUUAUGUGA
Molecule: messenger RNA, 874 nt
Organism: Sorex araneus (European shrew)
Lineage: Eukaryota; Metazoa; Chordata; Mammalia; Eulipotyphla; Soricidae
Product: immunoglobulin lambda-1 light chain-like
Exons: 4
Coding region: 1-708 (235 amino acids)
Biological process (GO): immunoglobulin production involved in immunoglobulin-mediated immune response; antigen processing and presentation of exogenous peptide antigen via MHC class II; positive regulation of T cell activation
Cellular component (GO): MHC class II protein complex
Molecular function (GO): MHC class II protein complex binding
Source: RefSeq, a predicted model, not a curated record